AUGACUAGGAAUAAGACUUCUUUGUACGAGAUCUGUCAUAACCUACCUAAGGUUGAGACUCAUUGUCACUUGUAUGGCACCAUUUGCAAGGACACAAUCACCUAUUUCAAUAACCGUGCUGGCAAGCCGUUCACGGAUGAGCAAAUAGAGCGUUUCUACAUUAGAGGUACCAAACCAGUUGGGGUCCUGGCAAUUUUCAGAGGACUCGACUCUGAUCUGAUCAAGUUCCCUGAAGAUCUAUAUAGAAUCACGAAGGAGCAUCUGGCGGUCGCAAAGAGCCAUAAUGUCAUUUAUAUAGAGCUCUCCUGGAAUCCUACCGGAACGGUUUUGGAAUCUAAAAUUCCGUUUGCUUCAGCACAGAAGGCAAUCCAUGACGCUAUGAUAGAUUCAGAGAAAGAGAUCGGAAUUAUGAGCAGGCUCAUAUGCGCUAUUGACCGACAAGCCGAACCAGAAAAAGCUGCACAAAUGUUGGAUUGGAUGCUGGAGUCUCCGUCAUCAAUGACGAUCGGUAUUGGAAUUGAUUACAAGGAAGAUGGCUUCCCUCCAGAGCUAUUUGAGGAUACUUUCAAGCGUGCGAAAAGUGAAGGGUACAAGAUCACCGCUCACGCCGGUGAGUUUGGCAUGCCGUGGAAUAAUAUAGAUUACGUUGCCAACACCAUCCACGCAGACCGGGUUGAUCACGGAUACACAAUCAUUGAUAAUCAAGAACUGGUUGACCAAUUUUUGGAAGAACAGCGAUCAAUUAGCGUUGUUCCUACGAAUUCGUAUUAUCUUAGGUUGUUUAAUCCGGAAGAAUGGGCCCAAAAGCACCCUAUCAGGAAGAUGAUCAAGCUUGGGCUUAAUAUCUAUCCAAACACAGAUGAUCCUUCGUUCCAUUGUGUUGAGCCUACGAAAGCAUGGAUGAUGAUGGUGGAAUGUUUCGGUGCAACCAUUCCAGACCUCAAAAGGUUUGCAUAUAACGCGAUUGAUAGCGCGUGGGUGGACGAGGAUUUAAAAUCCAAGUGGAAACACGAAUGCAAUAAAUAUUUCGAGUCAUUAUAA
Molecule: messenger RNA, 1041 nt
Organism: Ogataea parapolymorpha DL-1
Lineage: Eukaryota; Fungi; Ascomycota; Pichiomycetes; Pichiales; Pichiaceae
Product: adenosine deaminase
Exons: 1
Coding region: 1-1041 (346 amino acids)
Biological process (GO): hypoxanthine salvage; adenine catabolic process
Cellular component (GO): cytosol
Molecular function (GO): adenine deaminase activity
Source: RefSeq, a predicted model, not a curated record